Molecule: messenger RNA, 1735 nt
Organism: Rhinopithecus roxellana (golden snub-nosed monkey)
Lineage: Eukaryota; Metazoa; Chordata; Mammalia; Primates; Cercopithecidae
Product: ribosomal RNA-processing protein 7 homolog A
Exons: 7
Biological process (GO): ribosomal small subunit assembly; rRNA processing
Cellular component (GO): CURI complex; UTP-C complex
Molecular function (GO): nucleic acid binding
Source: RefSeq, a predicted model, not a curated record
AGCAGUGAGCUGUGAUCAUGCCACUGUACUCCAGCCUGGGCAACAGAGUGAGACUGCAGGAAAACAAAAGUUGACUACUGAGUCUCACAUGUAACUGCCCACCUGACAUCUCCCCUGAGAGGCCUAAUGGGCGUCUCACCAUGGCCCACAGAGAACUGAUCCACUCGAUUUUCCCCAAGCUGGCCCCUCUCCUGCAGUCUCCCCAUCUCAGUCAAUGGCGACACCAUCCUCUUAGUUGGCCCGACUGAAAACCUAGCAGCCAUCGUGGAUUUCUCUCACAGUGCCUAUUCAAUGUGUGAAUGCAUGAGUGGAAAGCUGAGUUCGCCCUCGUGACUGGCCGGGGUCAACGCUGACAUUCCCUCCCACUUUGCGCGCUGAUUUGACUCAGCUGAUGAAGGUUGGACCCUGGCGGGCGGGGCCGGAGAGGAGGGCCUGGAGCCAGGGGGCGGGACAGACGCCACGGAAACGCGCUCGCGCCUGCGCCGAACCACAACUUCUGGCGUUCCCCGCGCUCCCGGGCGGUAGGAUGGUGGCGCGCAGGAGGAAGCGGCCGGCGCGGGAACGGGACGACCGUAUCCCGAGCCCACCGGGAUACGCAGCUAUUCCAAUCAAGUUCUCCGAAAAGCAGCAGGCUUCUCACUACCUCUAUGUGAGAGCACACGGCGUUCGACAAGGCACCAAGUCCAUCUGGCCUCAGAAGAGGACUCUUUUUGUCCUCAAUGUGCCCCCAUACUGCACAGAGCAAGAGAGUCUGUCCCGCCUCCUGUCCUUCUGUGGCCUCGUCCAGUCUGUAGAAUUGCAGGAGGAGCCGGACCUGGCCGAGGGCCCAGAGGAGUCAAGGUCGAAGUUUUUUCAUCCCAAGCCGGUUCCGGGGUUCCAGGUAGCCUACGUGGUGUUCCAGAAGCCAAGUGGGGUGUCAGCGGCCUUGGCCCUGAAGGGCCCCCUGCUGGUGUCCACAGAGAGCCACCCUGUGAAGACUGGCAUUCACAAGUGGAUCAGUGACUACGCAGACUCCAUGCCCGACCCUGAGGCCCUGAGGGUGGAAGUGGACACGUUCAUGGAGGCGUAUGACCAGAAGAUCGCUGAGGAAGAAGCUAAGGCCAAGGAGGAGGAGUGAGUCCGUGAUGAGGAGGGUUAGGUGAUGGUGACCCGCCGGGGCCGGGGCCGGGGCCGGCGGCCUGUGCUCCCCUGGACUGAAGCAGCCAGCCUGUGGGUGCUGGAGAGGGAGAGACGGAAGUGCGCCCAAAAAGAGCUGCUCAACUUUUACGCCUGGCAGCACCGAGAGAGCAAGAUGGAGCCACAGCUGUGUAAGAAGUUCGAGGAGGACAAGCAGAGGGUCGAGCUGCUGCGGGCCCAGCGCAAAUUCCGACCCUACUGAGCCGCGAGAGCCGCAGUGGAUGGCUGGAGGUGCAGGGCCAGGAGGAACAUGAGGUGAGGCAGGGCCUGCAGCCGUCUCCGAGAGGCCGAGCUCUGGGAAACGGCCCCAGGUUGAGGCCACCACGUCCGACAGCCCCAUGAGAGUCCACACAGGCCAGGAGUAAGGGCCAGGCCACCCCUCGGGUCUUGGGCUUCAGCAGUCCUGGGGACCUGGGCGUGCGCAGAGGACGACUUGCCCCUUCCGCCUCCUGCCUCCACACCCUCCUGUCAAGGACCCUGCAUGAAUCCGCUCUGUUUUCCCUUUUCCCUCAAUGGAAAAGCCCUUGCUGGCAACAAAACAGCCUCGAAAGCGGUGAGA